Messenger RNA from Leguminivora glycinivorella, 826 nucleotides. RefSeq lists its product as uncharacterized. The record is from RefSeq and is a predicted model, not a curated record. Bases 1 to 624 code for a protein of 207 amino acids. The transcript has 6 exons. Lineage: Eukaryota; Metazoa; Arthropoda; Insecta; Lepidoptera; Tortricidae.
AUGAACGACACUGGGUGUGUUCAUUCUUUGUUUUUCGAAAUUUUUAUUUUCAACAGAGAUGCAGCAUCCUGGCAGAACGAUGAUUUCCAAAAGCAAAUCGUAUCCGUUCAAGACGAGCUUCGUAAAUCCGACUAUAUUUGGGACAAUGACGAAGACUUGGAGCGAGAGAGUUCGAGGCACAAACAUCUGCUGGACGCAAUAGACCAGUUGAAAGUAGAGCUACCUAUAUGGAAGGAGAAGUUGAAGAACGCCAAAGUUUGCGGACCAGACUGCAAGUUGAAGCAUGAUGAUCUAAACAUUAACCUCGACAUUCUUACUCCAGCUGAGCUACUUCGCACCGUGAAGCGGUUUGAGAGGAUCAAGACCGACCUGAUCAGCACUCUUCGCAGCAAGGAGUGGCGCCUGGAUUCCGAGUCCAAGUUGUUCGUCCGUGUGAACGACCAGCGGACUUACCUGCAGAACGAACUGAUGAUCUGCCAGAACAACAUCAUGCGUCUGCAGAGAAACGGCUCGUAUUGGCAAAACGUCUCCAGACGAGACGAGCGAAUGCUGGACAAGCGAAGACCUCUCCAGAAGGUCCUAGGUUCGGGCCUAGCCCCGCGCCUGCCCCCCAUCGCCACCUAAUGUGCUUCACCACUACACCAUUUCACCAGGUAUUUAUUUAUAAUUCUUAAUUUCUGAGGGGGCAUUUUCGUGAGAAGUAUCACCAAAGAUAUUUUUUUAGUACAGAUGGUGCUUUUUUUACGCACUAGUGCGAGAAGUGGUUCAUUAUGUCAGGUCGAAACUUGGUAUGGCCAUCUGUACUGAAAAACGUCGUACGAUACAC